Molecule: messenger RNA, 787 nt
Organism: Arabidopsis arenosa
Lineage: Eukaryota; Viridiplantae; Streptophyta; Magnoliopsida; Brassicales; Brassicaceae
Source: the annotation of a GenBank genome assembly
UCUUUAUGAUUAAAUCAAGAAACUUUAUUUUUGAUUUGAAAAUUGGUUUUAGGCAAAAGGAAAGCUUGAGAAGUCAAUGGUGGUGGCUGAUGGUAAUUCAGGUGAGAGUAUAGAUAGUGAAGAACGCACAAGUUCUGGAAUGUUUCUGACCAAAAGACAGGAUGAUAUAGUAGCUAAUGUCGAGGCUAAACUUGCUACAUGGACCUUUCUUCCCGAGGAAAAUGGGGAAGCCUUACAAAUAUUGCACUAUGAGAAUGGUCAAAAAUAUGAUCCACAUUUCGACUACUAUUACGACAAGGAAACUCUAAAGCUCGGUGGUCAUCGGAUCGCCACCGUACUAAUGUACUUGUCCAAUGUCACAAAGGGUGGAGAAACAGUGUUUCCUAUGUGGAAGGGUAAAACACCUCAGCUAAAAGACGAUAGUUGGUCGGAAUGUGCAAAACAAGGCUAUGCAGUGAAACCGAGGAAAGGGGACGCAUUGUUGUUCUUCAAUCUUCAUCCAAAUGCAACCACGGAUCCAACUAGCUUACAUGGAAGUUGUCCGGUGAUUGAGGGAGAGAAAUGGUCAGCAACCAGAUGGAUUCAUGUUAGGUCAUUUGGUAAGAAGCAACCAGAUGGGUGUGUGGAUGAUCAUGAGAGCUGCGAAAUAUGGGCAAAGGCAGGGGAAUGCGAGAAGAAUCCAAUGUACAUGAUGGGUUCAGAAACUGACCUUGGAUAUUGUAGAAAGAGUUGCAAAGCUUGUUGAUCUUAAGAACAACAACAAGUGAACUAAAGAGUUAUUUUUUUU